ACCCGCCCGCUCCUCGCUCCUCGCUCCGAAGCUUCUCCUCUCGCCUCUCGUGCCAGAAGACCCAGCGAGACGAGGCGCGCGCAGCUCUCGCGCGCGCGUGCUGGGGGCGGAGAGAGAUCAAGGGCCGGAGCUUGGGUUUGGGGGGCGGCGUGCUCGCGGAGAUGUCGACGCCGGCUCGGAAGCGGCUGAUGCGGGAUUUCAAGCGGCUGCAGCAGGACCCGCCCGCCGGCAUUAGCGGCGCGCCGCACGACAACAACAUCAUGCUCUGGAACGCCGUCAUCUUCGGGCCGGAUGACACGGCGUGGGAUGGAGGCACGUUCAAGCUGACCCUGCAAAUUACAGAAGAUUACCCCAACAAACCACCGACUGUUCGGUUUGUCUCGAGGAUGUUUCACCCAAAUAUCUAUGCGGAUGGAAGCAUCUGCUUGGACAUCCUUCAAAACCAGUGGAGCCCUAUAUAUGAUGUUGCGGCAAUAUUGACCUCUAUUCAGUCCCUUCUGUGUGACCCAAACCCAAGUUCCCCUGCAAACUCUGAAGCAGCCAGAAUGUUCAACGAGAACAAGCGCGAGUACAACCGCAAAGUUCGUGAGACUGUGGAGCAGAGCUGGACAGCUGACUAAGUUGCAUCCGCUUCGCCAGACGGUGCAAUAAGCAACACCGAAACAUCUGCUUUCUGGCUUUGCCGGUCUGUAUUACCCACUUAACUAUUAAAAUCUUCAGUGGUUGUUGUGUUCUUGUGGUUGAGCACCUGGUUGUCCUGCUGGUUUUCCUAAUGUAGCAUUGAACUAUUUCAUAUACUCGGGUAUUGAUGCAUAUGUUGAAGUUAUAGCUAUGCCAA
Messenger RNA from Phragmites australis (common reed), 838 nucleotides. Its product is annotated as ubiquitin-conjugating enzyme E2 2-like. The coding region runs from base 162 to 620 and encodes 152 amino acids. The transcript is spliced from 5 exons. Lineage: Eukaryota; Viridiplantae; Streptophyta; Magnoliopsida; Poales; Poaceae. The record is from RefSeq and is a predicted model, not a curated record.